AUGACCACGUCGCUUCGAUACAUUCGGUGUUCAGCUGAUGAGCCUGUCCCCGCCAAGCGCAUGCGUGCUUGGUUUGCCCGUUCAUGGGCAAACGCGAUGCGUCGCCCAUACGAAAUGAGGGGCGCCAGCGGGGGGAGCUGCCUGCAUAGUGACCCCCUCCACCCCCAGAUCGUGGUGACCGUGUGGAAACGAGACCGGGAGCAGCCCGAGGUGCGGGACUGUGGGUACCUGAGCCUGCUGCAGACACGGGCGCCCGCCCAGCUCUUCCGCCAGGAGCAGGGGGCCUUCAAGGCCCAGGUGAGCACCAUGCUGACCGUGCUGCCCCCGCCCGUGGUGAAGUGUCGGCAGCUCAGCGUCUCCGGGAAGUACCUCACCGUGCUCAAGGUACUGAACCGGUCAUCGCUGGAGGAGAUCUCGGUGCGAGAUGUGCGGAUUUUGCCCAACUUCAACGCCAGUUACUUGCCCGUGAUGCCCGACGGCUCUGUGCUGCUCGUCGACAAUGUCUGCCACCACUCCGGGGAGGUGCCAGUUGGGGCCUUCUGCCGGGUGCCAGGGGCCGGCGCCGCCCCCCCCUGCGCACUGCGGGCCCUGGAGGAGCAGAGCUUCCUCUUCCAGCUGCAUGCACCCCAGCAGCCCCCGCCUGAUGCCAAAGAGGGGCUGGAGGUGCCGCUGGUGGCCGUGGUACAGUGGUCGACGCCAAAGCUACCCUUCACCAGCAGCAUCUACACGCACUACCGGUUGCCGAGCAUCCGGCUGGAGCGGCCGCGCUUCGUCAUGACAGCAGCGGUGGAGUCACCUGUGUUGCCGCGGCAACGCUUCACUGUCACCUACACACUGCUCAAUGACCUGCAGGACUUCCUGGCUGUGCGACUUGUCUGGGCCCCUGAGGGCGCAGCCGCAGGUGCAGGGAAGGUGCCGCCCGGAUCAGCGCCCGGCCCAGGAUCAGGACCGGGGCGCCGGGCGGCGCAGGCCGCACUGGACUCGCUUGUCUGCCACACGCCGCUCGCCCGCCUCGGCCACUCACGCAAGGGCAGCGCCCUCACCGGAGGGGGCGGGGUCUGGGAAGUGGGGCCAGCCUGGCUUCUCCCCUUCCACUUGCCAAUCACAGCAUCAGCUGUCCCCUUGGAGUGGGGGCUGGGAGUAUCCCCAGUACUGGGGGAUCCAGGAGGGGAUUAUGGGAAGGCCGUGGGCAGGCUGAAGCUGAGGGUGGGGUCCGAUGGGAAGGCCACAGGGGGACAGUGGCAAGGGGGGGGGACACACAGGAGUGUGACUAACCCCUCUUUCCCCAGGUCGGGCAGCGUCAUGGAGCGCCGCGCCAUCACGCCGCCCGUGGGCUCGCCCGUGGGGCGCCCGCUCUACUUGCCCCCCGACAAGGCCGUGCUGUCGCUGGACAAGAUCGCCAAGCGCGAGUGCAAGGUGCUGGUCGUCGAGCCGGUUAUGUGAGGGCCAAACCCCGGCCCCCAACCCCUUGUGGGCGCACGGCCCAGGGCUGCAGGCCAGAAUUGGGCCCCAGGGCAGGCCCC
Molecule: messenger RNA, 1523 nt
Organism: Alligator sinensis (Chinese alligator)
Lineage: Eukaryota; Metazoa; Chordata; Crocodylia; Alligatoridae
Gene: TRAPPC14
Product: chromosome unknown C7orf43 homolog
Exons: 9
Coding region: 1-1443 (480 amino acids)
Biological process (GO): cilium assembly
Cellular component (GO): TRAPPII protein complex
Molecular function (GO): alpha-tubulin binding
Source: RefSeq, a predicted model, not a curated record